Messenger RNA from Melanaphis sacchari, 946 nucleotides. Its product is annotated as dynein light chain roadblock-type 2-like. The transcript is spliced from 3 exons. Gene Ontology annotation, biological process: microtubule-based movement. The coding region runs from base 610 to 918 and encodes 102 amino acids. Gene Ontology annotation, molecular function: dynein intermediate chain binding. The record is from RefSeq and is a predicted model, not a curated record. NCBI's taxonomy places the organism in Eukaryota, Metazoa, Arthropoda, Insecta, Hemiptera, Aphididae. Gene Ontology annotation, cellular component: cytoplasmic dynein complex; cytoplasm.
UAUUAAAUACUAACCAUAUACCUAAUUUCAACAAGAUUACACCUUUAAAACAAAUUUUAGUCGAGCUCGUAACUGUCAACAGAUGGUAGCCGAUAAAUAAUGUUAUCCAUGUCAUUGUAUCAAUAAUAAUAAAUAUAUUACAAAUAGGUUUAUCGAAUUACAUACAUCCGUGGCUAGCUGGUAGUGUGAAUGUGUGAUAUUGUUGGUCAUAUAAUUAUUAAAAUUAAUACGAAUAUUAUUCUGGCCAAAAAAAAAAAAAUUCGUUUUUAAAUAAAUACCUAAUAUAAUAGUUAUUGUGAAACUUAAUCGCUGCGUUAUGUAUCUACGUACAUAGUUGUAGUGGCGUAAUUAGUGUAUAAUAUUACUAUGUAGAUGCGUAUCUGAAUUGACUGCAUAUCGUUUACCUUCGUCCAUUCAAGUACUGUUCGUGAUUAAAAAUAUUUUUAUGUUUUCAAACAAAACUAAUUCGAUAUUGUAAUACCAAAGAUUGAAUUCAACAACUUAACCUUGUUCUAAUUAUUGUUAACCAAAAUAAACCUCAAGCUACAUUAUUUAAAUUCAUAAAUUAGAUAUACAUAGCUGCAAGUAUAUAGAAUAGUUUAAAACGAAAUGGCUACUCAAAUUGAAGAAACUCUGAAGAGAAUUCAAACCAGUGACGGUGUCGUCGGCUUUGUAAUAAUAAACAGCGCUGGCAUCCCGGUAAAGUCUAAUCUGGAAAAUUCAAUAUCCGUUCGAUACGCCGGAUUAGUGCAGCAGCUAAUCGCAACAUCAAUGGUAGUAAUUAAAAAAAGCGACCCGACCGAUAAAUUAACGUACUUGCGGUUACGUACCAAACACAACGAGAUCAUAAUAAUACCAGAUAAACAUUACAUCAUGGUGGUAAUUCAAAAACCUAUUGGCUCUAGAUCACCAUUGUGAAAUUUGCUAAAAAUUUGCUAUCCUAAUG